Messenger RNA from Arachis stenosperma, 777 nucleotides. RefSeq lists its product as uncharacterized. The coding region runs from base 1 to 777 and encodes 258 amino acids. The record is from RefSeq and is a predicted model, not a curated record. NCBI's taxonomy places the organism in Eukaryota, Viridiplantae, Streptophyta, Magnoliopsida, Fabales, Fabaceae. The transcript has a single exon.
AUGGCAGCACCCACUGUUGCUGCUCCCACUGUUAAGCCCACCCCACCACCCAAAACAAUGGCCAAACCCACAGUUGCUACUAGUUCCAAGCCCAACCCACCAUCAAAAAGAAUGGGCCAGUCCACUGCUGCUCCUACAAGCAAGCCCAACCCACCACCAAAAUCAACGGCCCAGCCCACUUUAAAACCUCUAACAAGAUUAGCAUCACAAAAAUCAAGGAGGUCUAAUAUACCAAAGAAAGGCCCUCAAAAAGUAAAAAAUGCAGCAUUACAUGCUAGGAGACCUUUAACAAGAUCAGCUGCAACUGAAACUUUUGGAAGAGCAACUGGUAAGGGAAAGGAUCCUGAAACUGUGUUUGUUAGCUUGUCUAGUGAGAAAGAAUCUUCAGAUAGCCAUGACAGUUAUGACAGUGUAGAGGACGAACCGUAUAGGCCUACUGGUGAUGAUGUCUCUAGUGAGGAAGAAGAAGUGGUUGUGAAGAGAUUAACUGGAAAGAAGAGUGAUGUUAAAAAGAGGACUACAACUGAUAAUGAAGAAGUUAAUGAAAAGAGUUCAGUUAUGCUUGAGGAUGACGGUCUUGUGUGUGCAGAUUCAGGGUCUGAAGAUGAUGAAUUCUUCUUUGGCCCGAUUCCUAAGGUUGGUGAAAUGGGAGCAUAUUAUGAUGCUCAAGAUGGAGCUUAUGAUGAAUCUGAUGGUGGAGAGUCUUGGCACUCUGAGCAAAUAAAGACUCCACCGAACUCUGAGGAUGAGUUAGAGGAGGUUGAGUCAGAUAAGUGA